AUGGAAGCUUCAUCACCGUUAGCGGCUUUGCACCGCCCGAUGCCCGUUCCGGGCUGGGGUAGGGACAUUUUCCGUCACUCUCACUUCUCUGCAACCUCCAGCGGUUCUGGACCCAUGAGUCUUCGCGAGCAAUUGCACAAGAGCACGGCCGACUACUUCAACGUCAAGGACAUCCGGGGCUCCUCUCCUGCCGCCAGCCUCGCUGCCGACUUGUCCCAGAACUUCCGUCUCGACAAUGACUCCAGUCCCCAUUUCCCGACCCCUCGUCGAGCUCUCUUCACAGCCCACACCAUCACCGGUAUGGAAGGUCGUGAUUGCGUUACCACUCCUCCUCUCCCGUCGUCGUCACCUGCUCCCCUGACUGAGUUGAUGGAGAUGUCACCACUUCCUCACAAGAUGCCCUUCUUCAGUCAGAUCGACAUCACCUCGCCAACUCCCGGCUCAACGCCCCUUGCCGAUGACGAGAUGAUGUUGGACUCUCCAGCCCCCAUCUCUCGACAAUCGUCGUUGGAGCCGGCCAGACCCAUUGUGGCUGACCGCAGAAUCGCUGUGCCCCGAAGACCGUCUCUAACACGGAUGAAGGGCCUCAGUACCACUGCUCUUCCUAGUCGGCCACAGGACAGCACCCAACUGCCGCCUUUCCGAUUCGGGACUGACUCUCGCCUCAACCACACCAGCUCAAACCUCUCUCUUAGUGAAUGCUUCGAGACUGCCUCACCACCUUCAGAGCGCCGGCCCUCGUCGGCCAACAGCCCUUGUGCACCCGUCCCUCUAAGCCUUCGUGCGAGACAUCCCUUUCCCAAUUUCGUCGGGUCGGGUGGUUACCGCACCGGCUCGCCCAUGAACUGCCAUGCCCGUCGGCAGUCUAACCCUUUUCUCCGAAAUCGCAAACAGUUCCGCCGAUCACUGAGCAUGUUCGAGAACCCAGCUGACGUCAUGAAGUCCAAGUCUGAGUCUCCGGAGACUGCAUCGUCUGCCUUGCAGUCGGUCAUGGAUGUUGAAGAGUCUCAGGAGCCUGUUCUUCCCCACUUCUUAACUGAUGAUCCCACGGAUACCAUUCCGCGUAUCACCAAGGAGACCCUUGUGGACGUCCUGGACGGAAAGUACUACCAGCACUUUGACCAGAAGAUGGUCAUUGAUUGCCGCUUUGAGUAUGAGUACGACGGCGGCCACAUUGAUGGUGCUGUCAAUUACAAUGACAAGGAGCUGCUGACCAGCCAGCUCUUCCAAACUCCCAUGAGUGGACGCACCCUGCUCAUCUUCCACUGCGAAUACUCUGCUCACCGAGCUCCCCUGAUGGCUCGUCAUGUCCGAUCCGAGGAUCGCACUGUGAAUGCAGAGUUUUAUCCUAAGCUUACGUAUCCCGAGGUCUACAUCAUAGAUGGUGGAUAUAGCGGCUUCUUUGCUGAACAUCGGUCCCGAUGCUACCCCCAAGAAUACGUUGAGAUGUCGGAUGAGGCGCACCAGCGCACCUGCGAACGCGAAAUGGGUCGCCUAAAAUCUCGUAAGGGUUUGAGCCGAGCCCAGACUUUCGCCUUUGGCCAGCGAGAGCGCUGUGUGGAAGAAUCGCCCACUGCCCCAAGCCGGCCCAUGUCGCGACAUAACCCCAUUGCCAUGAUUGGUAACUCUCCCAUCCUUGGGGAGAGAACACACACACGUCGAAUGGCCUCCUACUAG
This is a messenger RNA of Ilyonectria robusta, 1677 nucleotides long. RefSeq lists its product as uncharacterized. The transcript is spliced from 4 exons. Gene Ontology annotation, biological process: positive regulation of G2/M transition of mitotic cell cycle; protein dephosphorylation; G2/M transition of mitotic cell cycle. NCBI's taxonomy places the organism in Eukaryota, Fungi, Ascomycota, Sordariomycetes, Hypocreales, Nectriaceae. Gene Ontology annotation, cellular component: nucleus; cytoplasm. Gene Ontology annotation, molecular function: protein tyrosine phosphatase activity. The record is from RefSeq and is a predicted model, not a curated record. Bases 1 to 1677 code for a protein of 558 amino acids.